Messenger RNA from Zasmidium cellare ATCC 36951, 876 nucleotides. RefSeq lists its product as uncharacterized. Lineage: Eukaryota; Fungi; Ascomycota; Dothideomycetes; Mycosphaerellales; Mycosphaerellaceae. The record is from RefSeq and is a predicted model, not a curated record. Bases 1 to 876 code for a protein of 291 amino acids. The transcript is spliced from 3 exons.
AUGCGCCUCAUCAACAUCCGCACACUCGAACUGAAGUCAUACUCUGACGAUGCCAUACUGCGGUACAUCACGCUCUCGCAUCGAUGGCUGAGGGACGAAGAUGAGGUGACGUUCGAAGAGAAUCAGAAAGAUGCGGUGGAAUGGGUCUGGGUCGAUACGUGCUGUAUCGACAAGAGGAGUUCGAGUGAGUUGAGCGAGAGUAUCAAUUCCAUAGCGCGGUGGUAUCAGGAUGCGAGGUUGUGUGUGGCGUAUUUGGCAGAUGUGCCGAAGGGGGCUCCUCAGUCGAAGAUCUGGGAGAGUGAGUGGUUCACGCGGGGGUGGUGUUUGCAGGAGUUGUUGUUUCCCGAGAAUAUUGUGUUUUGCGAUGCGGAGUGGAGGAUUCUGGGGAGGAAGAAGGAUGCGUGGAUUAUCAAGGGGUUGAGUAGGAGGACGGGGGUGGAGGAGGAGUGUCUUUGGGAUCGUGAGGAGAUGUUGGAGCAGUGCGUGGCGAAGAAGAUGAGCUGGGCUAGUCGGCGGGUGACGAAGAGGGUGGAGGAUUUGGCGUAUUGCUUGUUGGGGUUGUUCAACAUUCAGAUGCCGUUGUUGUAUGGAGAGGGGAUGAAUGCUUUCGCGAGGUUGCAGGAGGAGAUUGUCAGGCAAACGGAUGAUGAGUCGGUAUUUGCGUGGACGUUGCCCAAUCGAGAUAUGGAGGACUGGACAAAGCGGGCGCUAUUGGACAGCAAGAUGAUACCGUGCCAUUCAAUCUUGGCACCGCAUCCGAGGUAUUUCGAGACGUGUGGGCGUGUCCAUCUGGCCGGAAACAUGAGGCGACCUCCAUAUCGAAUCACGAACAAAGGACUCGACUGGGGCCCAGGAAAGUCUUCGUGGUCCAAUUGA